Molecule: messenger RNA, 1137 nt
Organism: Drosophila eugracilis
Lineage: Eukaryota; Metazoa; Arthropoda; Insecta; Diptera; Drosophilidae
Product: mucin-2
Exons: 2
Coding region: 47-1018 (323 amino acids)
Source: RefSeq, a predicted model, not a curated record
AACCAGUUCUCUCUAAGCCCUUGCUAGUAGCAGUUAAUCAAUUGAGAUGUUCAUCAAGCUCCUGCUAAUCAGCCAGCUUCUGGCGCUGAGCUACGCCCAAUUGUCUCUGGAGGAGGCUAAAAAACAAAUCGAUGCAUCAGUUUUAAGCGAUGAGGAGACUGGCGAUGAUAUGCAUCUGGCGGAGCCUCAUUAUCCUCCCCAAUACCAGCCACAUUAUCCUCAUCAUCCGGAAAAGAAAUUAACCACUCCCAAGCCAGAAACCACGACGCCACCCCCGGAAACCACUACUCCAAAGCCGGAUACUACCACGGAGACGCCUAAGAUAGAGCAGGAAGCCACUGCUCUUCCGGAGAAUGGCCAACUGGACGAAGGCCUAGGUCAAGUUAACGAUGGAUCAGCCCUGCCAGAGUCAACUACUCCGGAACCAGAGACCACAACUACUACGACUACCACCACCACAACUACGACGACUCCAAAGCCCCAUAAGCACGAGCCGCAUCCCCAUCCCCUCCCCAGUCACGACCCCCAUCAUUUCAACUAUCCUCAACGGUAUCCUCUUCCGUACGUUCCCAAUCCAUACCUUAAUCAUGGUGUGAUAUUCACCCCCGACGGACCCAAACUGGCUCCUCCAUCGGAGACCCCAAAAACUCCCAAAGACGCAGAAAAGGAAUCUCCUGAGCAGAGUGGAUACCCAUCCUAUCCGUCUUUUAGGUCGCCUUACUCCCCCUACCAGCCACCAGUGUUUCAUCAGCUACCCAAUUGGCGUAGCUUCCCAGGAUAUGGUCCCAGUCCUGGUUUUGGUUACCCUCACAAUCAUAAUGACCAAGAAGAUUCCGAAGAGGAUAAGCCCAAAGACAAGUCUAGCGAAGAGGAUAAAGAGGAGGAUGUGGCUCUGAAGCCUCCAGGUUUUGGAUACCCCCAGGUCUAUUUGGUUCCCCGGAGACCAGUGAUCACUGUACCCAGCUACCCGCGACCAAAUGGCGGAUACGGAUCACCGUACGGUUAUGGACGGUACUAAUACUCUAUACUAAACAUUGUGAAAAGCACUUAAAGUCAUGAAAGUCAUUGUUAAACUAAUUUUAUUUCAUUCUUGAAACGUACUUCCUAACAUAUUAUUAAAUAUUUUAUAAAUCUCUA